AUGAAGCCAAUAAAUGAAACUUCAAAAACAAUUUCAAUGCAUGCAAAAGAAAUUCCAGAAUGUGGUCCACCCAAAGAUGUAAAGCCAUUGAAAGAAAUUUCUGAACAGUCUCCUUUCCAACAAGAAGAAAUUCAACAAAGUGGUCCCUCCGAACGUAUGAAGCGAAUAAAUGAAACUUCAAAAACAAUUUCAAUGCAUGCAAAAGAAAUUCCAGAAUGUGGUCCACCCAAAGAUGUAAAGCCAUUGAAAGAAAUUUCUGAACAGUCUCCUUUCCAACAAGAAGAAAUUCAACAAAGUGGUCCCUCCGAACGUAUGAAGCGAAUAAAUGAAACUUCAAAAACAAUUUCAAUGCAUGCAAAAGAAAUUCCAGAAUGUGGUCCACCCAAAGAUAAGAAACCAUUGAGGGAAUUUUCUAAAAAGUUUCCUUUCCAUCAAGAAGGAAUUCAACAAAGUGGUCCCUCCGAACGUAUGAAGCCAAUAAAUGAAACUUCAAAAACAAUUUCAAUGCAUGCAAAAGAAAUUCCAGAAUGUGGUCCACCCAAAGAUGUAAAGCCAUUGAAAGAAAUUUCUGAACAGUCUCCUUUCCAACAAGAAGAAAUUCAACAAAGUGGUCCCUCCGAACGUAUGAAGCGAAUAAAUGAAACUUCAAAAACAAUUUCAAUGCAUGCAAAAGAAAUUCCAGAAUGUGGUCCACCCAAAGAUGUAAAGCCAUUGAAAGAAAUUUCUGAACAGUCUCCUUUCCAACAAGAAGAAAUUCAACAAAGUGGUCCCUCCGAACGUAUGAAGCGAAUAAAUGAAACUUCAAAAACAAUUUCAAUGCAUGCAAAAGAAAUUCCAGAAUGUGGUCCACCCAAAGAUAAGAAACCAUUGAGGGAAUUUUCUAAAAAGUUUCCUUUCCAUCAAGAAGGAAUUCAACAAAGUGGUCCCUCCGAACGUAUGAAGCCAAUAAAUGAAACUUCAAAAACAAUUUCAAUGCAUGCAAAAGAAAUUCCAGAAUGUGGUCCACCCAAAGAUGUAAAGCCAUUGAAAGAAAUUUCUGAACAGUCUCCUUUCCAACAAGAAGAAAUUCAACAAAGUGGUCCCUCCGAACGUAUGAAGCGAAUAAAUGAAACUUCAAAAGCAAUUUCAAUGCAUGCAAAAGAAAUUCCAGAAUGUGGUCCACCCAAAGAUAUUCAGGUAUUUACCUUCACUGAAAUAAUUAUUUAA
This is a messenger RNA of Argiope bruennichi, 1206 nucleotides long. RefSeq lists its product as uncharacterized. The coding region runs from base 1 to 1206 and encodes 401 amino acids. The transcript has 16 exons. The record is from RefSeq and is a predicted model, not a curated record. Lineage: Eukaryota; Metazoa; Arthropoda; Arachnida; Araneae; Araneidae.